AUGGCAGCCAUCUACAAGAAGGGCCAGAAGAAGGAUCCAGGGAACUACAGGCCAGCCAGUCUCACCUCAGUGCCAGGGAAGAUUUUUUUAACAGAUAAUCUUGCCACCAUGUCACACACGCAGGACAGCAAGGCGGUCAAGCCCAGUCAGUGCGGUUUUAUGGAAGAAUUGGACUGGCUUAGUAACCCAAGCUUCUCUACGGAAGAUGCACUAUUACUGCAUCAGCGCACUACAGAAGUUGCAAAUCUCCCCCCUGAAAAAUCACCACUAAUAAGGACUACUUCAAGAUCAGGAGAAAGUGAUACAGAUGAGAGCCUGAAACAGUCAAGUACAAAAAGGAAAAAGAAAAAGAAAAAGCAUCACCAUUAUAAGAAGACAAAAAAGAAAAACAAAGGGGACUCCAGUAGUAGCGAAUCAGAUUUGGACACUAAGCACAUCAAGGACAAAGCCACAAGAAGUGGUAAAAAUAAUGAAAAGGAAGCAGCAGCAAAUCUAGAUAAGAAAACAUCAAAUCUUAGCAGCAAUCGCUUUGUUUGGCUUGAUGAUAUCCAGGCUUUCACAGCAGAAACCUUCAGAAUCGACAAGAAACCAGACCCUGCAAACUGGGCCUACAAAUCCCUGUACCGAGGGGACAUAGCAAGAUAUAAAAGGAGAGGAGAAUCCUGUCUUGGCAUAGAUGCAAAGAAGCAGUGUAUAACUUGGGACAGUUCUGCAUCAAAAAGGAAGCAGUUACAGAGGCAACCUGAGCGCUACUUCACAAAGAACAAUGUGAAAAUGCUGAACACAGAUGGGAUUUCUGUUGUCAAUAAAAGUUCUCCAUCUGACCCAAUUGCUUUUAUACCAGUUUCCCAAAUGGAAACUGAUGAUUCUUCCAACACAACGGAGGUAAAUCCUCUUGGGAUUUAUGAUCCAUCAACUACAGUGUGGCUAGAAGGAAAGGGGUGCAAGAGUACAGACCAUGAGCCUGUAAAUACACAGCAAACAAAUCAAGAGCCUGGGAUAAACAUGAACUCCAUUCUAAUGACAAAAGUGGAAGAACAUAACAAGAAAGUCAGAGAAAACCCAAGAGAUAUUAAUGCUUGGAUGGAAUUUGUUUCUUUUCAGGAUGAAUUAAUGAGAGGACCUAGCCCUUAUGCCAGUAAGGGAGAGCAGGAAGUAAGAAGAAAAUCACUGAAGUUAAUCUUAGAAAAGAAGCUGGCUAUUUUAGAGAGGGCCAUUGAAAGCAAUCCAAGUAAUGUUGAUCUGAAACUUGCCAGACUGAAGCUUUGCACAGAAUUCUGGGAACCGCCAGCUGUGAUUAAAGAAUGGCAGAAGCUAAUUUUCUUACACCCCAAUAAUCCAGAGCUAUGGAAGAAGUAUCUCCUGUUCUGUCAAAGUCAGUUCACUACCUUUUCCGUUUCAAAAAUCAAUAGUCUCUAUGGAAAAUGUUUGACUACCUUGGCAGCUGUACAGGAUGGCAGCAUGGUAUCACAUCCUCUGCUGCCUGGCACAGAAGAAGCUAUGCUAGCUAUAUUUAUUCAGCAGUGCCACUUUCUGAGACAAGCUGGCCAUUCCGAGAAAGCAGUGUCUUUGUUUCAGGCUCUGGUUGACUUCACCUUCUUCAAACCUGACAGUGUAAAAGAUCUGCCAACAAGGGGACAGGUGGAAUUCUUUGAACCUUUUUGGGAUAGUGGAGAACCACGAAUUGGCGAAAAAGGUGCAAGAGGCUGGAAAGCAUGGAUGCAUCAACAAGAGAAGGGUGGUUGGAUUGCUCUUAAGGCUGAUGAUGAUGAUGAUGAAGAGAUAGAUGAGGAUCAAGAAAUAAAGGAUAAAACUCUCCCCAGGUGGCAUAUUUGGUUGGAUAUUGAAUAUUCUCGUGAAGCAAGACAUUGGUUACCUUGGAGGCCAGACAAAACCAAAAAGGAAACUGAAGAAGAUUGUGAAGAUCCAGAAAGACAGGUAUUAUUUGAUGAUCUUGGACCAUCUUUAAUCCGGCUUUCUAAUCCAGGUCUUCAGCAUCAACUGCUCUACUCAUUUUUGCAAUUCCUGGGAGUUCCAUGUGCAAGUAAACUCUUUCCUUCCAACCUCUAUAUUGCCAUGGAUGAAAAUAACAUCUUUGACAGUGUGCUUUCUGAUGAAAAGCCAUUGACUGCUGUUCACUUUCCACUCUCUGGAUUCAACAGUAUUGGUCAUAUGGACACAAUGCAAGGAGGGAGACAUCAUAUAGGCCAUUAUAAGGAAGGAGAGGAGUUCAUACAGAAUGUUUUUCAUGUUCUAUUCCCACUGUUAUCAGGAAAGGAAAAAUCUGACCUGUCCAGUUGUUGGUUACAGUAUGAAAUUUCUAAGAUAGUUCAGUGUCUCCAAACAAAAAACAAGAAAAAGCUGAAAGCACAAGGGAGGAAGAGUAAAAAGUUGGCCAAGAAUCUCCUUAAAGCACCUGACAACCGAAACCACCUUUCCCUCUGGAAACUCUAUGCCUACCUGGAAUGGCUGCUUGGUAACAUUGAUGAUGCCAGGAAGGUAUUUGACACGGCGCUUUCCACGGCGGGGACAGGAGGACUGAAGAGUCCCCUGCUCUGCAGCCUCAGUCUGCUUUAUGCUCAGCUGGAAGUGGAAUUACUGGAAAGUCUAGAAGGAGCUGUUACAUCCCGUGCAGUUCAUAUCUUGACCAAAUUGACUGAAAGUGGAACAUAUGUGCCUUAUAGUGGACAAGUGUUAUCUGUGAAUGUCUUGAAAGCUCGUAAAACGUAUGAGCAUGCACUGCAGGAUUAUUUAAGUAAAACGCUGGUUUAUGAUCAGGAUCAAAUCAGUGAUACUAAUCAGCUGGUUAACUUGGUUGGUUGUUAUGCACUGUUCCAGUAUUUGACUGUUGGGAUUGAUGCUGCAGUAUUAAUAUAUGCACAGAUUUCAGGAAAACUUGAAGCCCCCGUUCCACAGAAAUUUGAAAAUACUGGAGAGAAUUUUGGCAUUCAAAACUUUCCCACUGCUCUUGAAGCUGUCACACUGCUGCAUACAAAUUUACUCAGGUUCCACAUGAAAAUUAGUGUUUAUCCUUUGAAUCCUCUGCGAGAAGCACUAACGGAGGCUCUGAAAAGGUAUCCUAGCAACCAGUCUCUUUGGAGGUCAUAUAUCCACAUCCAAAGGAAGUCCCACAGUGCUAGCAAAGCACGAAGAUUUUUUGAUGGUGUCACAAGGUCUACAAACUCUUUAGAGCCAUGGCUUUUUGCAAUCCAAGCAGAGCAGAUGAGAAAAAAACUCACUGACAGUGUCCAGAGGGCAGGAAUUGGUGAAAUACAUUCUACUAUUCCUGAAACUGGGUUAACAAACCGGAUUGUAGCUCUAUUUGAACAUGCAGUUCAGAGUGAAAAUGGUACCCAUUGUCCACUGCUGUGGAGAAUGUAUUUGAACUUCCUGGCUUCACUAGGAAAAAAAGAAAAAAGUAAAGGAUUGUUCUAUAAAGCCCUUCAAAACUGUCCUUGGGCAAAGGUACUGUAUAUGGAUGCAGUGGAGUAUUUCCCUGAUGAUCUGCAAGAGACGCUUGACCUAAUGACUGAAAAAGAGCUGCGAGUGCGGGUACCUCUGGAAGAGCUGGAUCUUCUAUUAGAGGUCUGA
Chaetura pelagica (chimney swift) is the source of this 3591-nucleotide messenger RNA. It is a transcript of the gene NRDE2, whose product is annotated as NRDE-2, necessary for RNA interference, domain containing. The transcript is spliced from 14 exons. The record is from RefSeq and is a predicted model, not a curated record. Gene Ontology annotation, biological process: negative regulation of RNA catabolic process; regulatory ncRNA-mediated post-transcriptional gene silencing; RNA processing. Gene Ontology annotation, cellular component: catalytic step 2 spliceosome. Gene Ontology annotation, molecular function: protein binding. The coding region runs from base 1 to 3591 and encodes 1196 amino acids. NCBI's taxonomy places the organism in Eukaryota, Metazoa, Chordata, Aves, Apodiformes, Apodidae.